AUGGGAUCAACGUUUCAGUUAUACUCAUUAUUGAACAACUCUGUACAUGCGUAUAUCGUGUAUAUGCAUAUCGACACCAGGACGGCACUCAAGGAACAUGCUUUUAAUACUAUCCGUUCAGUAGCAGUUAUUCCCACUGCAAAUGCAGUCAGUGAACCUGACUAUUCGGAAUAUCCUAUCCCAUAUGACGGGUAUGGAAAGUAUUGCCAUCCACUUGAUUUUGAUGGAAUAAUGCUGGUCAAACUACUUGCAAAAAAUACACAUAAACUAGAAAAAGUAACAAAAUAUAUCAACAAGAAAGAGUCUAACAUUGCAUGUCAAGAAACAUUGGUGGGUGAGCUCAAGGAAAGACUGGACUCUGUAAUGGAUGAUGGUAAUGGGUCAGGAAUCGCCGAGCUUGAAUCCGAGUUUAUUAAACAGAAUGGCAUUCUUGAACAACUCAAAGAACAGUUGGAGCGACUUUUUGAAAGACAUUCGAAUAGGUACAAAAAAGAUGUUGGAUUACGAUCGGCACUUGCAGAGUACUUUGCAGAGCAUGGUAUGUCUGGAGAAAUGACUACUGAUGAUGAGCCAAACCUAUAUUCAUAUCCCGGAUUCAAGAAAUGUUUUGAUUAUUUCUACAAUCGCUCAUGA
Molecule: messenger RNA, 633 nt
Organism: Batrachochytrium dendrobatidis JAM81
Lineage: Eukaryota; Fungi; Chytridiomycota; Chytridiomycetes; Rhizophydiales
Exons: 3
Coding region: 1-633 (210 amino acids)
Source: RefSeq, a predicted model, not a curated record